This is a messenger RNA of Doryrhamphus excisus (bluestripe pipefish), 1376 nucleotides long. RefSeq names its product oxidative stress responsive serine-rich 1 (gene oser1). The record is from RefSeq and is a predicted model, not a curated record. Gene Ontology annotation, biological process: cellular response to hydrogen peroxide. NCBI's taxonomy places the organism in Eukaryota, Metazoa, Chordata, Actinopteri, Syngnathiformes, Syngnathidae.
GCGGUUUUUGUUGUUUUUCUGGUGACGUCAGUAUGGUGCUGUGCAGAGUCACUGCGUCUGCUGGAGUGUAAACAAGGAAAGAUCUCGAAGCUGACGUGCUCCUUCUUCGAGUUACCACUGUGCUCUCAUAACACUGACCUGUGACUUACGACUCGAGUGAGGGCGUCGAGUCGCGAAGUUCGUCGUGUUUUCAAGCUGCCCUGAGGUAGCAUCGUCAGUUAGCAUUGUGAGCUAGUAUCGUCAGUUAGCAUUGUGAGCUCGCACUAGAACAUCCGUGGGUCCGCCGCGGGCAAAGCCGUCUGGAUGCGUGGGGUUUAUCUCAUCAGUGUGGCCUGGACUUGGUGAACGCUGGGUGGCUCGUCGCAGUUGACUCCGCCCACCAUGGCGGCAGGCGAGACGGACCGCGAGGAGGAAACGUUGCAGACGGCUUUCAAGAAGCUGCGAGUGGAUGCUGAGAGCGCACUCGGAGCCGCGAGCACUCCCGAGUCUCCCCGAGUAGUGACCCGGGUUUGUGCAGAUGUCAGUGCGGUCAAGCCCAAACUUGGUGGUCCCAAGGACAACUGGCACGGCUGCGUGAGGAAGACAUCGAGAGCGGCGAGUCGAACGCAACGGCGCCGCAGGUCCAAGUCGCCAAUCCUGCAAGCUGCCAGGUUCACCUACUGUAGCGCCUCCACUCUGGCGCCUCCCGGUGGCUGCCUGAAGCAACAGCGCCUUGCCACCCCCGAGGAGCCUUGCCCUGACAGAGGAAGUCCCGGUGCCCGCAAAGACCUCACUGCUCUGGGCACUCUUAGCCCCACCCCCUCGGCUGUCUUCGGCUCGACUGCUGGUUAUGUUACGCCCGUGGGAGCAGCGGUGUCCUCCCCAGCUGCACUUCCCAGAAGGGAAGAGGAAUGUUCCGGAAGAGUACAGGAGACCGUUGCAGAGUCGGCCGACUUCCAGGCGUUAUCCAAACUGCACGGCUGCACGUGCACUCUGACCGACGCUGUCACGGAGCGCCAGGAUGUGAGCGAGCCGGCGGCAGAGUGUCCGUGCCAUUCCAAAGUUGACGGCUGGAACGGUGUGGAGGCGUACUCCUUCACAGGACUACGUGAUGUCAUCUCAGAGUGCGAGCACCAACAAUCCCCACCUAGAACUGACUGUAGCGCUGCUGCUUCGCUGUCAUCUUCCUCGCCGGCGUCUCCCCGCUCCUGCUCUGAGCAGGCGCGCGUCUUUGUUGAUGACGUGACCAUCGAGGACCUGUCAGGCUACAUGGAGUUUUACCUGUACAUCCCCAAGAAGAUGUCGCACAUGGCAGAGAUGAUGUACACCUGAAGCACAGCUCAUAUGACCGGACAUGCUCCCUCUUUUUCUUCAAUAAAGUCAAAAAUCAAGCUUUU